Molecule: messenger RNA, 2392 nt
Organism: Anolis sagrei ordinatus
Lineage: Eukaryota; Metazoa; Chordata; Lepidosauria; Squamata; Anolidae
Gene: LDB3
Product: LIM domain binding 3
Biological process (GO): heart development; muscle structure development; actin cytoskeleton organization
Cellular component (GO): stress fiber; Z disc; filamentous actin
Molecular function (GO): actin binding; muscle alpha-actinin binding
Source: RefSeq, a predicted model, not a curated record
GUCACGGGUGGGUGGCUGGGAUGCCAUAAAGGUGCCCAUCGAUCGCCUGGAGGAGUCCCUCAAGUCCUGCCGCGGAUCCACAGAGCUGCUCCAGAGCCUUUGGGGUGUCCAGCGUGAAAGAAAGAUAAAAUGUCUUACAGCGUGACGCUCAAUGGACCUGGACCGUGGGGGUUCCGACUGCAAGGGGGAAAGGACUUCAACAUGCCUCUGACCAUCUCCAGAAUUACACCCGGCAGCAAGGCAGCUCAGUCUCAAAUGAGCCAGGGAGACUUGGUGGUAGCCAUUGAUGGAGUCAACACAGAUGGCAUGACUCACUUAGAAGCCCAGAACAAGAUAAAAUCGGCAAGCUACAACCUGGCUCUAACUCUUCAAAAAUCAAAACGUCCAAUUCCAGUUCCAACAACCAGCCCAAGAAUUGAUUCUCCUAUGCCUGUGAUCCCUCAUCAGAAGGUUAUAGCCAACACUGUUGCCAACACCGAGUACGUGGAGCGUUUCAACCCCAACGUCCUGAAGGAUUCUGCCCUGUCGACACACAAGCCCAUUGAGGUGAAAGGGCCAGGUGGCAAGGCCACCAUCAUUCAUGCCCAGUAUAACACCCCAAUCAGCAUGUAUUCUCAGGACGCUAUCAUGGAUGCCAUUGCAGGACAGGCUCAGGCCCAGGGCGGUGAACUUGCUGGUGAAUCUCCACUGGCUAGCCUCCCUGUUAAAGAUCCUCAUGUAGACAGUGCCUCUCCAGUGUAUCAGGCUGUACUUAAAACACAGAACAAGCCUGAAGAGGAGCUUGAUGAUUGGAGCCGCCGUUCCUCCCACUUGCAGUCCAAAUCCUUCCGUAUCCUGGCUCAGAUGACAGGAACUGAGUACAUGCAAGAUCCAGACGAAGAUGCCCUGAGGAGAGCAAGCGGCAAGAAAAAUGUUGCUGAAUCAUCCGAAAACAGUACUCCUGUUGAGCAUGCACCAGUGUCUACCAGCUGUGUCCCUUCCGCUGUGCUGUCUGCUUCAUCCAAUCAUCCUGCUAUUGCUGCUCACAGUGCUGCCCAUCCGAUGAGCCUGCCAUCGGCCAUGGCCACUUCAGCGGUGCACGACUCCAUCUCAUCCACUUGUCAAAGCUUCAACCGACAUUCUUCCACUUCAAUCACCUACCAGUCCAAAAAGAGAAGUCCAGGCCAAACUUAUACAUCUGCACCAGUUUCCCAUGGCCCAGCUCCUUACUCGGGCUACAGUGAAGCCCCAGCUCCUGCUCCAAAACCUAGAGUUGUCACUACUGCAAGCAUAAGGCCUUCAGUCUAUCAACCAGCUCCGGCCCCGGCUCCAGCUCCGGCUCCUGCCCCAGCAUCAGUGUCUGUACAUACUUAUACUCCAAGCCAAGUGGAGCCCUCCAGCCGUCCUCCUUGGAUCACGGAUGACUCUUUCUCCCAGAAGUUUGCUCCUGGGAAAAGUACCACCACCAUCACUAAGAAUAUCUUGCCACGGGGCGCUCCAGUCCCUCUGCCCACUGCUUCUGCUCCAGCUUAUCCACCUCCUUCGAUUCCAGCCUCCUCUCAGGCACCUGCUGUGGCCCGAGGCACCAUUCAAAGGGCUGAGCGCUUCCCAGCCAGCAGCCGGACUCCACUCUGUGGACACUGUAAUAGCAUAAUCAGGGGCCCUUUCCUGGUGGCGAUGGGUCGUUCUUGGCAUCCAGAGGAAUUCAACUGUGCCCACUGCAAGACCACCCUGGUUGAUGUGGGAUUUGUUGAAGAACAGAACAAUGUGUACUGUGAGCGUUGCUACGAGCAGUUCUUUGCCCCAACCUGUGCCAGAUGCCAUACCAAGGUCAUGGGGGAAGUGAUGCAUGCCCUGAGGCAGACUUGGCACACAACUUGCUUUGUCUGUGCUGCCUGCAGGAAGCCCUUUGGGAAUAGCCUUUUCCACAUGGAGGAUGGUGAGCCCUACUGCGAGAAAGACUAUGUUGCCUUGUUCAGCACCAAAUGUCAUGGAUGUGAUUUCCCUGUUGAAGCAGGAGAUAAGUUCAUUGAAGCCCUUGGACACACCUGGCAUGAUACCUGCUUCAUUUGUGCUGUGUGCCAUGUGAAUUUGGAAGGUCAGCCAUUUUAUUCCAAGAAGGAUAAGCCCCUAUGCAAGAAGCAUGCCCAUGCCAUCAACGUCUAAAGAACAAGGAGCUAACAAGUGGAAAAGAUUUAGUGGAUGGUUCAACAGAUGAAAUAUAGAUAACAAUUGCUUUCUCGUGGUGGGCUGGUGAAUUAAGAAAACUUCUGACAUUGAUUUUGGUCGCUUUCAUAUGUGGAAAUCUCAUUCUUGUAUAUCUAAUACAAAAGUGAAUGAAUAUUUAAAACCUGUCAGUGAACUAUUACUGCAAAUGUUUGAGCAAAAUAAACAACAAGAAAGGAUAAAAUCA